Messenger RNA from Anguilla rostrata (American eel), 1810 nucleotides. It is a transcript of the gene bcl2l11, whose product is annotated as BCL2 like 11. The coding region runs from base 862 to 1341 and encodes 159 amino acids. NCBI's taxonomy places the organism in Eukaryota, Metazoa, Chordata, Actinopteri, Anguilliformes, Anguillidae. The record is from RefSeq and is a predicted model, not a curated record. The transcript is spliced from 4 exons.
CGAAUAGUGUCUGUAUUUUGUAUUGGAAGAUGGAACAAGAACGCCAAAACUGAAGCAAUACUGCUGAUUUGUUUUUGUUUGUUUUAAAUUACGUUACGUUCACAGAGUAAUAUACACAGGCUGUCUAAACCCGUAGAGUGGCUUGAAGAAGAAAAAAAAACAGCUCAUCUUGUGGACUGGCUGUAUUCAGUUUGACAAUGAAGAGGACUCAACGCGAUCAACGCGAAGCAAUAGUUUACUGUCUGUUGUUUGGAUUUCAACGACAACGAUGCAGUGUCAGGCGUCGAGUUGCACGCAAAUCAACAGUUACUCGCUGCAAGUACCAGACUUUGAAUUCUUACCACCAUACCGGACACAUGUAGUAAAAAUAUAUACAGUAGACCGAUAACCGCUGUUCCGCUUUUUACCUCUGGGAGGCAGUAAUGGGUUGGGAAAAGUUGGAUCUCAUGGAUGCGUUUCAUUUGGCUAAUCGUCUGCCAAUCAGGGAAGCACUAAUCCAAUAAGAUCAAACGGUUUGGGCACAUGUUUCUGUAUUGGAUCUUUAAAGUUUCUGACGCUGAGAUUAAGUUUUCAUAACAGAGCUGCACGAAGUUGCGCGCGGAAGUCUCCGAAAUUCUCGCGGAAUUUUCGGCGAAUGAUUCUUAUCUUUCUGGAGUGUUAAAUAAAUAAUAAACCGGGCAAUAAUAGAGCUUCUGGAUUGUACAUUAUACUACGCUUGUCUUUAAAAUAGGACAAAAUCGAGUGAAUGGCCCGACCACCCUAAUUGAAAGAGGCGAAGGCGGAGAGUCGCAGACCAGUAGCGGAGCAGACUCCCAAUCCAGCCGGCCCGGCGAAGGGGACCUUAUUCGCGGAGGAAUUACGAUGUCACAUAGCCUUCUUGGUUACCAGUCCAGGUCCCCGGUGUUUAGAACGCUAUCCAGAUCGUCCAGCGGAUACUUUUCUUUCGACUGCGAUUCUGUCCCAAGCUCUCCUCUUAUGACCCAUAACAAGUCGACGCAAACUCCCAGUCCGUCUAGCCAAGUCAUUACCCACGCACAGCGGCGAAUAUCUGACGUGCACCAAAACUCGCAGCAUUAUGAGAUGCCUCAGGCUCCCCACCGCCCUUUUAGACCGCGGUCGCUAUCGAUGCCAGCCGACAUGCGGGCCGAAGUUUGGGUCGCCCAGGAGCUGCGGCGCAUCGGCGACGAGCUGAACACCCUUUACCUCCACAGGGGAGUCCGGGAUAGGAACGGACGAGCCAACUGGCUGGACGUGGGGCGGGGCCAGAACAGACCGGCCCUCCGGCUCUGGAUCAGCCUCCUGGUCCGGCGGCUUCUUCAGAUCAUCCUGAGACAGAGAUGAUGGACGGGCACACGGAUGUUCCUACCGCCGCCACCACCACCACCACCACCACACGCCCAGCAGCCCCGUAGCGUCCGGAUGUCUUUUGUUGUGCACACUGUAGAUAUGUGAAUAUGUACUGUAGGCUUUCAUUUUUUUUUUUUUUUUUAAUUAGUUUUUUUUUUUAAAAGAAGUAUUUUUUACUACCUUUCAUUCUGUCUGUGAGCCUGGCUCUGGAUACCUGCUUCAUGUCCUUUCAGGAAAAAAAAAAAAACCUGGUUAUUGACGCUCGUACCUUCUUUGAGAACAUGAGUGGUUCCUCCCCUUGGACCGGUUUGGGAUGAAUGCGACGGGGGUGGGGGGGGGGGAAGAAAAAAGAAGAAUGAAACCGUUCCAGUGGGAUUUGGAUAAAAAGUUGGAAUCGUACCUCAUAACUGUUUUCCUGCUAAACUUGGAGAGCUGAGCCGAUGCAAAAAAAAAAAAAAAACAA